AUGUUCGUAGUCUCAUUAUACUCUGUGGAAAUGGAGAGACAAGCUGCAAACAAGGUAGAAUUCAAUAGGGCACUUAUGAACGCGUUUAAGGAACAAUUUCAAGACGUAUGGCUCAAAGCAGGAGAUCAAACGGAUGCCAUCCCCGCCCACAAAAUUAUCUUGGUGGCAAGAUCGAAGGUGUUCAGGAACAUAUUGGAAUCAGAUGAUUUCAAAGCUUCUUUGUCGAAAGAGACAAUCACUCUCUCAGAGAUGAAACAUGAUGAGCUAGAGACGUUUCUUGAUUUCAUAUACAACGGUUCGCUUCCCGAUACAAAGAUGAGGCAACACGUCCGUAUACUCUACGUAGCUGCAUACAUAUACGAAAUUCCACACCUUCAAGAUCUCUGCAGAAACCUGUUAAUCGUCUCCUUGAACACAACAAAUGUAUUUGAUGUACUCGAGCUUGCAAAGAUUCACUCUGAUACGGUCCUCGAACAUGAGGUCUCUGAGUUCAUCAUAUCACACAUGGAGGGGGUUUCAUACUCGAGCAAGUUCAUGUCGUUUGUGGAAAGUAAUCCGGCUCUUACUGUCCAAAUGAUAAGGGGUCAUGUGAACAGAGUUAACAGACUAGAAAAGUAA
Eruca vesicaria subsp. sativa (arugula) is the source of this 618-nucleotide messenger RNA. The record is from the annotation of a GenBank genome assembly. Lineage: Eukaryota; Viridiplantae; Streptophyta; Magnoliopsida; Brassicales; Brassicaceae.